AUGUUCGCCGCCGCCGCUUUCCUCCUCCUCGCCGCCGCGUCUCCCGCCCUCGGCAACCUUUACAUGACCUCCCCGGUCGCGUCCACUAAGUGGGCCGCUGGCUCGCAGUCCACUAUCUCCUGGGAGGACGAUGGCCAGUCGCCCACCCUGAAGGACCUUGGUCCUUGCAAGGUCUCCAUCUACGUCGGUAGCCAGAUCCAACAGACUCUCAUCCAGGAGGUCGUCCCGAGCGUCGACGUCUCGACUACCAGCUCUGUCGUCUUCACUCCCGACGCGAGCAAGGGUGAGAACAGCGACCAGUACUUCGUCCGCGUCGAGUCUCUCAGCCUGAAGGACUCUACCAACACGGCGUACCCCGCGCUCGCCUUCUCUGCCAAGUUCUCGAUGACCGGCAUGACUGGUGCGUUCACCGCGGACGCGAAGGCGCAGAUCGCCGCCGGCGAGGCCAGCACCGCCGUUUCCGGCACCGCUGCGUCCACCGGCACGACCGCGUCCUCGGCCACCUCCGCCGCCGCCUCCAGCUCCGCGGCGUCCAAGUCCGCGACCUCGUCGUCGCACGCCGCGUCAAGCACCGCGUCCGCGACCGGCUCGAACGGCGCCGCCACCGUCUCCCGCAGCGCCGUCGCGUGCUUCGCCGGUGUCGCCGUCGUCGCCUUCUCGCUGCUCCUCUAA
Trametes versicolor FP-101664 SS1 is the source of this 672-nucleotide messenger RNA. RefSeq lists its product as uncharacterized. Lineage: Eukaryota; Fungi; Basidiomycota; Agaricomycetes; Polyporales; Polyporaceae. Gene Ontology annotation, biological process: (1->6)-beta-D-glucan biosynthetic process; cell wall biogenesis. The coding region runs from base 1 to 672 and encodes 223 amino acids. The transcript has 5 exons. The record is from RefSeq and is a predicted model, not a curated record.